CAGAAUAGAUGGAUGGCAAUAGAGGACUUAGAUUGGGUUUGAGCGACUUUGCCAUCCGCUUAGACUUGAUAGCUAAAGUUCGUGGCAUAAGCAGUGCUGAGAACUAUUUUAAAGAUCUUCCUGAGAAAGCCAAGAACCAAAAAACAUAUGGUGCACUUCUGAACUCUUACAUAGGGAAUAAACUGACUGAAAAGGCAGAGGGACUUAUGGUAAAGAUUAAGGAAUCUGGUUUUGCUUUGAAGGCACUUCCAUACAACAACAUGAUGACUCUUUAUAGGGCAUUAGGUCAGCCAGAGAAAGUACUAUCUUUGAUACAAGAUAUGAAGGUUGAUAAUAUUUUACCUGAUUCAUUUACUUACAAAAUUUGGAUGAACAGUUGUGCUGACCUUUCAGACAUUGAUGGAGUGGAGAAAGUAUUAGAUGAAUUGAAACAUGAUGGCAGAUUCAAAUAUGAUUGGUCCAUAUAUAGUAACUUGUCAGCCAUUUAUAUCAAAGAGGGGUUAAUUAAGAAAGCACAGGAUGCCUUGAAAGAAACAGAGCACAAGAUUUUCAUGAAGAAGGAUCGUGAUGCUUAUAAGUCCCUUAUUAUCAUGCAUAGCAAGCUUGUUGAUAAACCUAAGGUAUAUUCAGUGUGGAAGAAAUUUGCAAGAGUCUUUCCUAAGAGGACCAACACAGACUAUAUAUGUAUGCUUACUGCAUUGGUGAAGCUAGGGGACAUCAAGGGAGUUGAGAAGUGUCUUAAAGGAUGGGAAUAUGAUGGCCUGAGUUAUGAUAUCAGAGUGCCAAAUGUAUUAAUUGGUGCUUAUCUACGGUAAGGAAGCAUAGAAUUG
Messenger RNA from Cryptomeria japonica (Japanese cedar), 830 nucleotides. Its product is annotated as large ribosomal subunit protein mL101 (rPPR4)-like. Gene Ontology annotation, molecular function: protein binding. Gene Ontology annotation, cellular component: mitochondrion. The transcript has a single exon. The record is from RefSeq and is a predicted model, not a curated record. NCBI's taxonomy places the organism in Eukaryota, Viridiplantae, Streptophyta, Pinopsida, Cupressales, Cupressaceae. Bases 9 to 815 code for a protein of 268 amino acids.